AUGUUUUUCCCCAAGGCUAUCGCCAGCCUCUCGUGGGCCGGCAUGCUUCUUACGCUGUGCUCGGCCUCGCCCGUCGAGGUCAUCGCCGUGAAGAGGCCGCAGCAUGACCUCAUGUUCAGGGAGGCGCUGGAGCUGGCCCACCGCCCGCGCCUCGACAAGCGGCUCGAGGCCGAUUUCAGCAUGGAGAAGGCGUGGAAUAACGAGGUUCUCUUUGCCGGGUCGUGGGUCAACUCGGACGCGGCCAUCGGCAUCACCGACACCGUAUCGCUGUCCGUCGUGUGCGUCGACUGCUGGACCAAGGGCACCGUCACCGCCAAGCUCCUCGAGGACUUGUUCGACCCCAGCGUCCGCCUUGAGUUCUCCGCCGUCGAGGCCUACGUCGACGUCGCCGUUGCUGUCACCUCGGGCGCCACCUACUCGGUCAACCUCUUCACCUCCAACUCCCCCGUCGGGCUCGGCUUCCCGGGCUUCAGCAUCGGCCUUGUCUUUUACGUCGAUCUCGUCUUCAGCCUGACGGCCGCCGUCGACCUCGAGGGCGGCUUCUACGUCAAGGUGGCCGACGGCGCGUUCCUCGAGGCCAGCGUGUUUGGCGGCGAGAUUACCAAGUCGUCCUUUGACGGGCUCAGCAGCAAGUCCCUACCGGUCACCGUCAGGGCCGGCUCGGCCACCUUCAAGGCCGACCUCCGCCUCCGCGUGCAGUGCGGUGCCGAGACGGAUAUCGCCGUGUUCGGUAUUGGGGCGGGCGCCGAGCUGGGCAUCUACGCGAACCUAAUCGAGUUUGUGGCCGUCCUCGAGUCGACGCCGACGUGCCUGCUGCAGAGCCGCGAGUGGUGGGAUCUCAACGUCGGCGCCUUUGCCCACCUCGACAUCGUCGUCGACUACAAGACCAUCGGCGCCAUCCCCACCUGCUGGGUGGCGAGAAGCGCAGCUCAGAGCGGCAGCCCUCCAUCUGUCAGCGUCUCACUGGGGGUUCCGUCGGGCAUUCCCGCGAGCUCGGCUGCCAGCUCGAGCCGCGAAGACGGUGCGUCGACAUCCGGCAGCACCGCCGUACACGUCCCCACCAUCGCUCCUUCGGCUCCGGCAACGCUGCCGUCGUCCCUGUCGCUGCUAACCCCGUCGGUUGUGCCCGGCUCUGUGCCUAGCAACUCUGGCAGCGGCAGCGGCAGCGGCGAUGUUGUCACGUCGACCGUCUGCGCGGCCACGGUGCCCAACUGCCCAGCGUCGCUGCAGAGCGAGAUCAUCGUAACCAAGACGGCCGCCGUGGUGGACUCGGCCUCGACGCCCACCACCAUUAUUACCCCGGCAGCCCAGGGCACUGCCACGGUAGUCGUCAUCACCGACGUCACAGUCUUGGUCCCCUGCGCGACGCCCGUCGUCGAGACGUUUAUCCCCCCCAGCAGCUGUGCUACUUCUGUUGUAUCACAGAAAGUUACUGUGGAGGCAGCGGCAGUCGUUGUUACACCUGCUGCUUCUUCUUCUUCUUCUGCUGCUGCUGGUGCUGCGCUAUACUAUUCGGCUUUCUCGUCGGCGGCGGCUACAGCAACAGCGCCGGCUCCGCCGCCGCCCGUGGCCCCAUGGUACCGCCCGAACAACGGAACCUCGGCCGUUUCGAACACGACGACGCCGGCACCGAUCCCGACCGCCGGGGCAUCGAGUCAGACGUGGAGGAUCGGCAGCGUCUUGUUUGCUGCUGCCGCUGUUGUGGGAGCCUUGUCGAUGCCGUUGUGAGAGGGGUCCUCUUACUUCCCCCGUUUAUUUUUUUUCUUCUUUUUCUUCUUAUGUUGCACUUCGAAUGGAAACUGCAGCACACUGAAAUAGUAGAAUUUAAUGCCUACCAGAUAUGUCUUUGUGCACAGCUUGGUGGUGUGUCGCUGGCUCGUUGACACCUUCAAAUAAUCAAAUAAUAAAGAGCCGUGUCAUGAUGAUAUUGGGUAAACAACCCAAUGGAGGGGCUGGGCUGGAACUUUUGCAAUUUCCCAUUUCUUCAAAUCGCUCCCCUCUGGCUGUACUUCGGGAGGGACCCCUUUCUCGAACCGAACAACACG
Messenger RNA from Lasiosphaeria miniovina, 2045 nucleotides. RefSeq lists its product as uncharacterized. Bases 1 to 1728 code for a protein of 575 amino acids. The transcript has 6 exons. The record is from RefSeq and is a predicted model, not a curated record. Lineage: Eukaryota; Fungi; Ascomycota; Sordariomycetes; Sordariales; Lasiosphaeriaceae.